GGAUUGCGCUAGACCCACCUUCCAGCAUCACAGCACACCUCCGUCCUCCGCAUCACCGCCCUCGAAUAGCUCCCCGCCCGACGACGCCCACCCGCCUACGAGGAGCUGAACCGCCAACAUGCUUCUUCUCGACUAUCAAAACGUCCUUAUCGAAUCUCUCCUAAGGGAACGAAUCAAUGGAGGAGCUACCGCCAACAUUGACCAGGUCGUCUCCGACUUCGACGGCGUCACCUUCCACAUAUCAACCCCGGAGAGCAAGACCAAGAUACUAGUGUCGCUGCACAUCAAGUGCUUCAAGGAGCUGGUCCAAUACGGCGCGCAGGCAGUGCUGGAGCGAGAGUAUGGGCCGUAUAUCGUGGAGCCAGAGUCUGGCUACGACUUCUCGGUGCUGGUAGACUUGGAAAACUUGCCAGAAGAGCAAGAUGCCAAAGAAGAUCUGGUCAGGCGUGUGUCCCUCCUCAAGCGCAAUGCCAUGGCUGCACCCUUCGAGCAAGCCUUCGACGAGUUCCAUGAGUUGCAAGAGGAAGCUUCCAAGUACACAUCCGAGUCGGCGCCACAGGGUGUAGCAGAGGGCGGUGCCGUGCGCGCGAUCCACUACCGAGAGGAGGAAGCCAUCUACAUCAAGGCCAGCCACGACCGUGUCACCGUCAUCUUCUCGACCGUAUUCAGGGAAGAGACGGACAGGAUAUUCGGAAAGGUGUUCCUUCAGGAAUUUGUUGACGCCAGGCGGAGAGCUAUUCAGAACGCACCACAAGUGCUGUUCAGGAAUGACCCGCCGCUUGAGCUACAAGGCAUCCCCGGAGUUGACAACUCUGGCUCAGCCGAGAUUGGUUACAUCACAUUUGUGCUCUUCCCUCGUCAUCUCGCCAAGCAACGGCGCGAUGAGGUUAUUUCGCACAUCCAAACCUUCCGCGAUUACUUCCAUUACCACAUCAAGGCUUCCAAGGCCUUCAUCCACACAAGAAUGCGCAAGCGGACCGCAGACUUCCUCCAAGUUCUUCGCAGAGCCCGACCCGAGACGGAGGAGAAGGAGAAGAAGACAGCCAGUGGCCGUACUUUCAAGGUCCAGGCAUAAAUGGAAGCGAGAAACUGUUUCGAAGAGAAGCCGGCAUGUGCUGAACAUGUCCAGUCAAUUGAGGAAGGCCGUUCGUGGCCAAUGCGAGAUGAAGUGUCAGGGAGAGAGCACCAUGUAGAUAGCAAUGAUUGAACCCACCUGAGAUGUAGGCAAGAGCAAGUCUACCAUCACAUUCAUGCCUGCCUUUCGGUGUAUGCC
This is a messenger RNA of Alternaria rosae, 1273 nucleotides long. RefSeq names its product Arp2/3 complex, 34 kd subunit p34-Arc-domain-containing protein. The coding region runs from base 119 to 1075 and encodes 318 amino acids. Gene Ontology annotation, cellular component: actin cytoskeleton; Arp2/3 protein complex. NCBI's taxonomy places the organism in Eukaryota, Fungi, Ascomycota, Dothideomycetes, Pleosporales, Pleosporaceae. Gene Ontology annotation, biological process: Arp2/3 complex-mediated actin nucleation; actin filament polymerization. Gene Ontology annotation, molecular function: structural constituent of cytoskeleton; actin filament binding. The record is from RefSeq and is a predicted model, not a curated record. The transcript is spliced from 5 exons.